Messenger RNA from Impatiens glandulifera, 1807 nucleotides. RefSeq lists its product as uncharacterized. Lineage: Eukaryota; Viridiplantae; Streptophyta; Magnoliopsida; Ericales; Balsaminaceae. The transcript has 13 exons. Bases 376 to 1650 code for a protein of 424 amino acids. The record is from RefSeq and is a predicted model, not a curated record.
GAGGAUCCCGGCGGCCAUUCCGCAGGCCUUCCCCGCUGAGGAAUUUUCUCGUGCUUUCCCGGAAUAGCAGCCAUCUCUUCCCUGUCAAGUUCUCGUCUUUUCUCUCUCAUUUGCCUGAUGAACAGAAGGAAGAGGAGAGACAUCAUCAGAAUAAUUCACUUCCUCCGUCAUCCUUCCUGCCCUCGACCACCAUCUUCUUCAUUUAUAUAACCUCGCAACCAGGAGCCAAUCAGUGUGAACAAUCUAAAUGAUGCUCAUAGUUGUGAAAGGGUUGAUGUCCAUAGCCAUCUCGUUUUCAUCCUAAUACAAAAACAACUAAUUAAGCUCUUAUUUAUUAUUUGAUGCUAUAAAAAGUAUCUAGCAAGUUUACCAAAGAUGGCUGUUAGUUUCAAGUAUUGGGAUGACUGCAUUGAUCCCCAAGAUAUGGAAGCAAUGUGGAUGGAUCAUGCAGUGAAAAGAGAGUGGGUUAAUGCUGGAGAGAAUAAAGGAUCAAAAGUACAUCUUUCACGAGAUCCAGAUGGACAGCCUUAUCUCACACAAAUUGAGAUGAAGGCUUUGGCGGGAAUUAUUGUUAGCAGGCACUUUAUUUCAAAGAUAGACUCGGAUAUGGUUUGUGCUAUAGCUGAACUUGAAAGUGACAGAAAGCCUCUAACCACAAGAUAUAACAAAAAGACAAAAGAAACUAGUAUUGGUAUCAUGCAAAUGUUGCCAAGGACAGCUAAUUGGUUGAUUAGUGACAUGGGCUACAAGAUGUAUCAAAUUGAACAGAAUUCAGACCUUUUGUACAGACCUUUUGUAAAUGUAUACCUUGGCGCUGCCUAUCUUAGUUGGUAUUCAAAAUACGAUCAAAUAGAAAGAAGUGAAGAGUUCAUAGUGAGGGCUUUCAAAGGUGGCCCAAAAAAGGCAACUGACAAAACGACAUUGGAUUAUUGGAAAAGAUAUCUUGCUGCUAAGGAAAGUCUUCCUUCCAGAAAAGUUUUUGACGUUGGUGUUGCCAUGAAUGACCCAUCAGCUUCUGUUGCUCCUAAUCACCAUCCAUCCUCAGCAUUCAGUACAGAGACAACAUGGGAAUCUAAAGCUUCACCUGAAGACAUGUUAGAAAUGUGGAAUAGUCCCAGUGUCAGCAAAGAGUGGAACAAAUCAGGCAACAAAAGAGAUAAAGUGCAUUUUUCACGUGAUGAUAAAAAGAGGCCAUAUUUAUCCCGCGUUGAGUUGAGGGCAGUAGCAGAAAUUAUUUUGUCAAAGCAUUUCAGCACUAGAGGAGUAAAGCCUACAAUUUUAUGUGCUAUUGCGGAAAUUGUUAGCAUGCGGUUUUUGAAUGGGGUUGGUCCACGACCAGGAAUAAUGGGUGUUGACUACCCUACAGCUUGCUGGCUCUACAAGGAUCUUGGUUACAAGGCAUAUAGAGUAGAGUGUGCUGAUGAUAUGACAAAGCCAUUUGUUUCCGUUUACUUUGGUGCAGCCUACAUGGUUUGGCUAUCACUUUAUGGAGGAAGGGAAAGGUCUCCACAGUUUGUUGUUCAGGCUUAUAUAGGUGGCCCGAAGAAUGUAAACCGGCAGGAAACAGGACCUGUACUGCUUAAGUUUGAAAAUGCAUUGAGCCGAUAUGAGGACAUGAAGAAGGAUCAAGAGGGCUGCAACAUUAUGUGAAUGUACAACUUUCCUCCUCGAUUCUGCUCGAAUCUACAGAAAGAAGAGUUGUUAUAAUUGUGUAAUGGUGAUUGUUCUAUGUAUAGCCAUUUUUCUUGUAUAUCCUUGGGAAGAUCAUAAAGAAAAAGUAAUACAAUAAUUUUUUAAUAAAAGAAAU